This is a messenger RNA of Papilio machaon (common yellow swallowtail), 1500 nucleotides long. RefSeq names its product arrestin homolog (gene Arr1). NCBI's taxonomy places the organism in Eukaryota, Metazoa, Arthropoda, Insecta, Lepidoptera, Papilionidae. The record is from RefSeq and is a predicted model, not a curated record. Gene Ontology annotation, molecular function: G protein-coupled receptor binding. Gene Ontology annotation, biological process: signal transduction; G protein-coupled receptor internalization. Gene Ontology annotation, cellular component: cytoplasm. The transcript has 8 exons. The coding region runs from base 45 to 1190 and encodes 381 amino acids.
GGCAAGGCGCGCUCCGGUAGGCACAGUACGUGUCCGGCCCCACCAUGGUGUACAACUUCAAGGUGUUCAAGAAGUGCUCGCCCAACGGCAAACUCACACUUUAUAUGCCCAAGCGGGAGUUCGUGGACCAUAUAUCUUUCGUAGAGCCCAUAGAUGGCGUGGUCGCAGUGGACGAGGAAUAUGCACGCGGGCGGCGCGUGUUCGCGCAAGUGGUGUGCACGUUUCGCUACGGGCGCGAAGAGGACGAGGUGAUGGGCCUCAACUUCUAUAAGGAAUUGUACCUCGCCUCUGAGCAAGUGUACCCUCCGCCCGAAAAGCUGCCUUACGAGCCAUCCCGCACGCAGGAGCGUUUGCUGCGCAAGCUGGGGCCGAGCGCCGUGCCGUUCCGUCUGUCCGUGCCGGCGGGCGCGCCAGGCUCCGUCACGCUGCAGAACGCUCUCGAGGACGAGGGUGAGCCCUGCGGCGUGCAUUACUACCUCAAGCUGUUCGUGGGUGAUAGCGAGAUCGACCGCUCGCACCGAAGGAGCACGGUGGCGUUGGGCAUUCGCAAGGUACAGUUCGCACCGAGCAAGCCGGGCCCGCAGCCCUGCACCGUCGUGCGUAAGGACUUCGUGCUCUCGCCUGGACAGCUCGAGCUCGAGCUCACGUUGGACAAACAGCUAUACAUGCACGGUGAGACGAUUGCUGUAAAUAUUUGCGUGCGCAACCACAGCAACAAGGUGGUGAAGAAGAUAAAGGCGUGCGUGCAGCAGGCCGUGGAUGUUCUGCUACUGCAAAACGGCCAGUACCGCAACGUCGUCUGCAGCGUCGAGACCCAGGAUGGGUGCCCGUUGCAGCCGGGCGCCAGUCUGCAAAAGGUGCUGUCACUGACGCCGGCGCUGGGCACGCUGCGCGACCGCCGCGGGAUCGCGCUCGACGCCCAGCUCAAGCGGCAAGACGCCACGCUUGCCUCCACCACGCUGCUGCUGGAGCCUGAGCAGCGCGACGCGUUCGGUAUCGUGGUGAGCUACAGCGUCAAGGUGAAGCUGUACCUGGGAGCGCUGGGCGGCGAGCUCAGCGCCGAGCUGCCCUUCAUACUCAUGCACCCCAAGGAGGGGCGCGCACAGCUCGUGCAGGCGGACAGCCAGGCAGAAGUUGAGCUGUUCCGCCAGGACACCGUUCAUCACCAGGAGAGUGUCGAGGUCUACUAGCCGCGCCGCCACCCUGCGACCUUCUGGCCCUGAUAUCGCACCGACUGCGCCCACAGCGCCGUCUGACCUACCACCGAACUGUUCGCACCUUUCAGUGUUACAGUAUUACUUAACCAAAUUAUUUGUUUACAUAUUUCUUGUGCUAACUAGCCGCAGCCGGGGCCGCGUUGUGUCGAUUUACUGGUAAUUCUGCCGAAAAAAAAAUUUGUAUUUCCAAACUUUCACCCUUGUAUUUUUUUAGGAACCCUUCUAACUUUUAGGAAAUUAGUUAAAAAUAUUCUUUGACGAAAUAAAUGACGUUAUAAAAAUA